UGCACAGAGGCGGGCGGCCUCGCGGUGCCUAGGCUCGGGCGGCCGGCCUGGAUCGCUCAGACUCGCGGAGCCGGGCGGGGAAGCGCAGGCGGCGGCGGCAGGAUGAACAGCAUCAAGAACGUGCCGGCGCGGGUGCUGAGCCGCAGGCCGGGCCACAGCCUGGAGGCCGAGCGCGAGCAGUUCGACAAGACCCAGGCCAUCAGCAUCAGCAAAGCCAUCAACACUCAGGAGGCCCCCGUGAAGGAGAAGCAUGCCCGGCGCAUCAUCCUGGGCACUCACCACGAGAAGGGGGCCUUCACCUUCUGGUCCUAUGCCAUCGGGCUGCCACUUCCCAGCAGCUCCAUCCUCAGCUGGAAGUUCUGCCACGUCCUCCACAAGGUCCUCCGAGACGGGCACCCCAACGUGCUGCAUGACUGCCAGCGGUACCGGAGCAACAUUCGGGAGAUCGGAGACCUGUGGGGCCAUUUGCAUGACCGAUACGGGCAGCUGGUGACUAUUUACACCAAACUCUUACUGACCAAGAUCUCCUUCCACCUCAAGCACCCGCAGUUCCCGGCGGGCCUGGAGGUGACAGACGAGGUGUUGGAGAAGGCAGCUGGGACCGAUGUCAACAACAUCUUCCAGCUCACUGUGGAGAUGUUCGAUUACAUGGACUGCGAGCUGAAGCUCUCUGAAUCAGUUUUCCGGCAGCUCAACACGGCCAUCGCCGUGUCCCAGAUGUCCUCAGGCCAGUGCCGCCUGGCCCCCCUCAUCCAGGUCAUCCAGGACUGCAGCCACCUCUACCACUACACGGUCAAGCUCAUGUUCAAGCUGCACUCCUGUCUCCCGGCGGACACCUUGCAAGGCCACAGGGACCGGUUCCAUGAGCAGUUUCACAGCCUGAGAAACUUCUUCCGCAGAGCCUCUGACAUGCUCUACUUCAAGCGGCUCAUUCAGAUUCCCCGGCUGCCCGAGGGACCCCCCAACUUCCUGCGGGCCUCGGCGCUGGCCGAGCACAUCAAGCCGGUGGUGGUGAUCCCCGAGGAGGCCCCCGAGGACGAGGAGCCAGAGAACCUCAUCGAGAUCAGCACAGGGCCCCCCCCCGGGGAGCCAGCGGUGGCGGCUGACCUCUUUGAGCAGACGUUUGGACCCCCCAAUGGCUCUGUGAAGGACGACAGGGACUUCCAGAUCGAGAGCUUGAAGAGGGAGGUGGAGACGCUGCGCACGGAGCUGGACAAGAUCAAGUUGGAGGCCCAGAGGUACAUCUCGCAGCUGAAGGGCCAGGUGAACGCGCUGGAGGCCGAGCUGGAGGAGCAGCGGAAGCAGAAGCAGAAGGCCCUGGUGGACAACGAGCAGCUCCGCCACGAGCUGGCCCAGCUGCGUGCCGCCCAGCUGGAGGGCGAGCGGAACCAGGGGCUGCGCGAGGAGGCCGAGAAGAAGGCCAGCGCCACGGAGGCGCGCUACAGCAAGCUGAAGGAAAAGCACAGCGAGCUCAUCAACACGCACGCCGAGCUGCUCAGGAAGAACGCGGACACGGCCAAGCAGCUGACGGUGACGCAGCAGAGCCAGGAGGAGGUGGCGCGGGUGAAGGAGCAGCUGGCCUUCCAGGUGGAACAGGUGAAACGGGAGUCAGAGAUGAAGCUGGAAGAGCAGAGUGACCAGCUGGAGAAGCUCAAGAGGGAGGUGGAGGCCAAGGCAGGAGAGCUGGUGCGCGUGCAGGAGGCCCUGAGCUGCACGGAGCAGAGCCGGUCGGAGCUGAGCUCGAGGCUGGAGGUGCUGAGUGCAGAGAAGGACACACUGAGCAGUGUCCUGCGGCAGCGAGAGGCUGACCUGCUGGCGGCCCAGAGCCUGGUGCGGGACAAGGAAGAGGCGCUGAGCCAGGAGCAGCAGCGCAGCUCCCGGGAGAGCGGCGAGCUGCAGGGGCGGCUGGCGGACAAGGAGUCUCAGGAGCGGGGGCUGCAGCAGAGGCUGCUGGACGAGCAGUUCGCGAUGCUGCGGGGCACUGCCGCUGAGGCCAAGCGCAUCCUGCAGGACGCCGUGGGCAAGCUGGACGACCCCCUGCACCUGCGCUGCACCAGCUCCCCGGACUACCUGGUGAGCAGGGCCCAGGCUGCCCUGGACACCGUGAGUGCCCUGGAGGAGGGCCACGCCCAGUACCUGACCUCCAGGGCAGACGCCUCUGCCCUCGUGGCAGCCCUGACCCGGUUCUCCCACCUGGCCGCGGACACCAUCGUCCACGGCAGCGCCACCUCCCACCUGGCCCCCACCGACCCUGCUGACCGCCUGGUCGACACCUGCAGGGAGUGUGGGGCCCGGGCUCUGGAGCUUGUGGGGCAGCUGCAGGAUCAGCAGGCUCUGCUGCAGGCCCAGCCCGGCCUGGUGCGGAGCCCCCUGCAGGGCAUCCUUCAGCUGGGCCAGGAGCUGAAGCCCAAGAGCCUGGAUGUGCGUCAGGAGGAGCUCGGGGCUAUGGUGGACAAGGAGAUGGCGGCCACGUCUGCGGCCAUCGAAGAUGCGGUGCGGAGGAUUGAGGACAUGAUGAACCAGGCCCGCCAUGCCAGCUCUGGGGUGAAACUGGAGGUGAACGAGGCAGAUCCUGUUCUUUUUUCCUCAACCCUCCCGUCCUCCCAGGAUCCUCAACUCCUGCACAGACCUGAUGAAGGCCAUCCGGCUCCUGGUGACAACGUCCACCAGCCUGCAGAAGGAGAUUGUGGAGAGCGGCAGGGGGGCAGCCACGCAGCAGGAAUUUUACGCCAAGAAUUCCAGGUGGACGGAAGGCCUCAUCUCUGCCUCCAAGGCCGUGGGCUGGGGAGCCACACAGCUGGUGUAUGUUGCCCCAGGGAGUCGGCUGACAAGGUGGUGCUUCACACGGGCAAGUAUGAGGAGCUCAUCGUCUGCUCCCACGAGAUCGCAGCCAGCACGGCCCAGCUGGUGGCGGCCUCCAAGGUGAAGGCCAGCAAGCACAGCCCCCACCUGAGUCGCCUGCAGGAGUGCUCGCGUGCUGUCAACGAGAUGGCCGCCAAUGUGGUGGCCUCCACCAAGUCGGGCCAGGAGCAGGUCGAGGACAGAGACACCAUGGACUUCUCCGGCCUCUCCCUCAUCAAACUGAAGAAGCAGGAGAUGGAGACCCAGGUGCGGGUCCUGGAGCUGGAAAAGACGCUGGAGGUGGAGCGUGUGCGGCUGGGGGAGCUGCGGAAGCAGCACUACAUGCUGGCUGGGCCCGCGGGGACACCGGGCGAGGAGGAGCCCAGCCGACCCAGCGCCGCCCCCCGCAGUGGGACCUCCAAGAAGCCGCCCCUGGCCCAGAAGCCCAGCGUGGCCCCCAGGCAGGACCACCAGCUUGACAAGAAGGAUGGCAGCUACGCGGCUCAACUUCUGAACUACUAGGCCCCCCCAAGGGGUCCAGCGGGGAGGCUGAUGGGCAGGCCCGGGCCUUGUGGCUGAGGGGCCUCCGACGGGCCCAGCCCUUGCUGAGCCCCAGGGCUCAGGGCUGCCCAGCGCCGAGUGGGGCAGUUCUCCUGGACGAGAGCCUAUUUAUCUGCAACAGGAACUUCUGAGAGCAGCCAGGACCCAGCAGGCCUGAGCCACAGCUCUUCAGGAAAUACACGGAGCAUUUCUAAUAUUCUGACUUAGGUCUUUUGUGAGUUUGUGUUCAACACACUGGAAAGCAGGGCCAUUGGAGGGGGUCUUUGGAUGGGGCCUCCCCACCCUUGGGACUGAGGUUAGAGGUGAACAGAACACAGGCCGUGCUGGCUGUUGGGGACACGGGGAAGACAUCACCUGUUCGUGGCCUUCUUGGGGUGUGGAGUCCAGGGAGACGGGACCAGGUGUGGCCUUAAGUCCAAGGAGACGGGACCAGGUGUGGCCUCAGGCCAAGGAGGAUGCGCUUAGGUGGGCUGGGGUACCUAUGGCCACCCUCCCCUCGGGCCUUGCUCUAGGGCGUCCGUGACGGUGAGCACCGAGAAUGAGACGACCCUCGCCUGGGAAGAGGCGGGCCCAGCACUGCUGCUGAGGCCCGCACCCGCCGGGCACAGGUGCUGCCAUCCUCCUGGUCUGUGUCCCCACUGGAAUCCGCAGUGACCCUCCUGCCUGCUGUUUUUCAUUCCCCUGCUCUGGCUGCCCCGGCCCUCGAGGUCCCGUUCUGGCCACUCACCAUGCUCACCUCCUUCCUCCCUUUGCCUCCCCACCCCUGGGGCAUUCCAGCCCUCCUGAGGGCCUCUCCGGCUCAGCUAGAAAAAGCCCAGAAACUAGGCUUUUUCUAGGGAAGGCUGCCCCCUCUGCAGAUAAAGACAUCUCUUGCUACACAGGCAGGGGGCUGCCCUCAGGGAGCACCCCCAGCCCCGUUCAGCCCGACCCCCGAGGGAGGAGCAUUUGGAUGAAGGUGCUCUCUUUGGGCCUCUACCUCCUCCCGGGAGACGGGGAGGUCCCGGCUGGAAGGAAAAAACGAAGGAAAGACCUCAGUCAGGAGAGGAGCACAAGGCGCAGGUUGAUCUGCCUUGCGUUCAGCGUUUCCUUGUGUUGAAGUGUCCGACUGGCAAUAAAAUGCACUUUGACUGCUGUCACCAUGGCCCCACCAUGAG
Hippopotamus amphibius kiboko is the source of this 4556-nucleotide messenger RNA. RefSeq names its product huntingtin interacting protein 1 related (gene HIP1R). Gene Ontology annotation, biological process: clathrin coat assembly; endocytosis; actin filament organization. The record is from RefSeq and is a predicted model, not a curated record. Gene Ontology annotation, molecular function: phosphatidylinositol-3,4-bisphosphate binding; actin filament binding; clathrin-cargo adaptor activity. Lineage: Eukaryota; Metazoa; Chordata; Mammalia; Artiodactyla; Hippopotamidae. The transcript has 32 exons. The coding region runs from base 103 to 3363 and encodes 1086 amino acids. Gene Ontology annotation, cellular component: clathrin-coated vesicle; actin cortical patch.